Messenger RNA from Bombus huntii, 3602 nucleotides. Its product is annotated as zinc finger protein 221-like. The coding region runs from base 2305 to 3426 and encodes 373 amino acids. Gene Ontology annotation, biological process: regulation of transcription by RNA polymerase II. The record is from RefSeq and is a predicted model, not a curated record. NCBI's taxonomy places the organism in Eukaryota, Metazoa, Arthropoda, Insecta, Hymenoptera, Apidae. Gene Ontology annotation, molecular function: RNA polymerase II cis-regulatory region sequence-specific DNA binding; DNA-binding transcription factor activity. The transcript is spliced from 4 exons.
GAUUAAUAAAUUAAUAAAUGUUACACGGAUCUAACGAUACAGAGCUACAAAUGCAGAAAAUUUUUAGAUAAACGAUUAAGAGAUUGACAAUCCAAAUAUAAUGAAAUAGUUCAUAAUACACGAAUAGUCAUAAAUUAAAUUAAACUUAAUAAACUCGAAGCUACUAACUCGAUCAAACUCAGUGUCCUUUAAUUUUCCAAUUUACAACUUAUCUUCCCUCCUCGUCACGUAAUUACGUAUAUCAAUCGAUACUAAAGGAAUUCAUUAGACACGACGGCAGUAAAUUAUUCAGCGUUACUGACAAUAUUUUGAUCGACCGAUAAACCAGGUGGUAACCAGGGACGUUCCUCGCGUUCACCCAUUCCAUCCUCUGGUGGCCGCUGAAUAUUUCAUCCGAAAGAUCUGUAUUUUUCUUCGGGUGAUUGUCAUUCGACGAGGAGCAGAAGCGACGGGGUAUGCCGGCAGGCUGAAGCAAAAUCAAUUAUUCAUCCGAAUUGGUCGGGAAAAAGUCCUAAUUAUCCGGGGCAAAUACAAGCUUAAUACGCGGAGAGAAGUGUACCAGCCUUCUUCGUCCUCACUCCUCCCCCUUCCCCUGUCCCUCUCUUUUUCGUUCACCGAGCCCUCCAUCGGUUAGUACUUGGGCUCUCACAGUCGGUCUUCAGGCUUCCUUCUUACCGUGAAUAACCAUUUGUAUUUCCAAUUAGCUUUGCUAAUAAGAAGACGGAGGCAUUGCCGUAGUUAAAAAAAUGUAUAACCUCAUCCAGCCACUGGGGAAAUAAAGAAAAGCGCCGCUCGGGUAUGACAAUACCGGCGGGUCGAGCGGGGUUAUACCGGCUGAACUACAAUUAAAAAUCCUCGCUUCACCCUCGCUUAACCCUGCUUCCUCCUUAUGCCGUAUUAACGACCAGGACGUGCAGGGAGGGGACACGAAACAUCCUACCAAACAUCCAGCCUUUUUUUCCCAAUUUUAUGCUUGACCCCAUCUCCGCCCCGUCCUUGUCCAGCCUCCAUCCUCUCACUGUCCGACUGUCUGCCUGUCUGUCGGUUAGUUCGUAUUCUAUCUUUAUUUCAACAACUCUUCGGUUUUGCCACGAUGCGACGAUAGCUUCGUUCGAUUCACAGUGAACAAGUUUGUUCUUUUACGAAAGUGAACAGUGGUUCUGUGGUGGAUGGCUGCGAGAUGAUGUUAAUGUCGCGUUUGUAAUACGUACACCGAUGGCUACUUGUGAAGCUCGAAUUAGAAUCUUACAGGAGAAGUUUGAAAGUAUUCAGUGGCUAUAAAAGGCAUUGGCACAACAUUGUAUUUAUUAUGGUAUUUACAUAUUAAAUAGUUAGGUCCAAGUAUGUUAAAAUUCGUAUCAUUUAGUAAUUAGUCUCAUACGAGCAGAGAGAUUUGAUACCGCGAAACUGAAACAUAGAACCUGAUUAAAAAACGGUUAAUGAAAAGACGAGGGCGUGUGUCGAUACCGUUUGUAUUCAUUGUAUAUUUAAAUACAAUACGGUUUGUUCUUCGUCCUUGACAAAGCUGAAACCUUAGGAUCUGUCGGAAAUGAAAUUGUUUCCUUCCUUCUUGUUACUUAUUCGAAAUGGAGACAGUGAAAAUUGUUCAUUUUGAAAUUAUAAAAAAGAUUGAAAUUAAAUGGACCUUAUAUGAAAAAAUUUUAACGAAAUUAUUAUUACAAUUAUUAUGAAAAAAAAUUUAUUAAAAUAAAAUAUUUAAAUGAAGUACAGUUACAAAGAUAUAAAUUAAAAUUCGUAUAGUAUUGCAAAUCCAUCUUUUUCAAGAGUAAAAGUACAAUUACGAAAUUCAAUAAAGAUAUGAAAAAUCAUCGAGUAAUCAAGGUUUUCGAACCAGAAAGACAGAAAGGCAAUAUACGGUCGGAAAGAUCCUAUCCGAGAUUUUAGCGUUAACGAGUGAUAACGUUAUCGAAUAAAAACGCGAGCGAAUGUUAAUAGAAAAAGUAUUGCUAUAGCAAUCAUUAGGGAUCGAUCAGGAGGUCGAAUUUCAUUGAAGACAGUCCCGUGUUUGCAAACUUGGAUUUUCGUGCGGCGACUCCGCCAGGCGCCCUUUGUUGUGCCAACCAUCAAAGUCAGCACGAGGUCAACUAAACACAGUUUCUUCUCCGUCACUGUCGUCAACGCGAUGUGAAAUGUGUGUCGUGUGCUGGCAUUCUCGAUCACGUACUCGUCGAAUUCGAUCCGUAGUGAAUGAAUCAAAAUAUCGGAACUGCGCGUGGUGAACGAAAAUUCUGGUAUUUCGCAGGACGCUGAUGCCUUACUUGGUUUACUUCGCAAUAGACGACAAUGAGAGUGAAAACCGUGCCGAGACAGCGAGUAAUUCAGGACAACAGAAACAUCGAAUCACAGUCGGAAUCUUCUAGUGUAAAGUCUGAAAGCACGGGACGAUCUUCAAACGACGACAAGAAAGAUAUGUCGGAAGCUGGCAAAGAUGAGUUACAAGGAUCGAACGAAGAUGCGAUUGAUUUGAAUCAGAAUAAAAUCAAAUCAGAAGAUCGAUCGAAAUCAGUAGCGAAGAAGGACAAGGAGACCUUGAAAUAUUCGGAGGAAGUAUUAGAUAUGUCGAUUAAACUGAAGGGCGAAACCUCUGCGGAAGGAGAUUCAGUUCUUCUUAGUUUGAUAGCUGGUCCAAGCUGCAAGUAUUCCAAUUCGCAGUCAACCGAGGAUGUAAAGGAAUCUGUUAGUAACGACGACAAUGACAAUAUACUACUUCCAAAGACAGAUCUGGAAAACUCCUCGGCGGCUGGUUCCUCGAGGAUAGAAGAUUCAGUUCCAUGCGAAAACGAAUUAACCACACAAACCACCAACGAUUCGGAUAAACCAUCAGAAGCUCUUAAUUUGUGUAAACGAGAUUGUCAGGACGAAGAUGAUUCGAAUCACGGCGUAGGUUCCGAUGAGAAAUUAAAGGACACUUUCCUUUACAAGAUCAUGACAGAUCCAACGUUCUUAGAAAACAUACAGAAGCACAAGCAAACGAAACGAUACACGUGUCCGUACUGUAAACAAGAAUUUAAUAACAGCGAUGAACAGGCCGACCACAUGGAUGCGAAGAAAGACGAAUCGAAUCAGGUGGUUUGCUGCGCGUGCAAAAAGACUUUCGCGCAGAAACGAUACCUAAGGUAUCAUCAGAGGUGUCACUCGGAGCGGACCAUGUUCACCUGUGAUAUUUGCACGAAGAAGUACACCAGAAUAGACAAUUUGUCGAGACACAACGCGUUUCAUGUGAAUCCAGACAAAUUCUCAUGCAACUACUGCGAGAAAACGUUCGCGAGGAAAGAUCUGUUGAACAAGCAUUUGAAGUGUCACGACAACAAGUAUCGCUUCUUCUGCGAGAUAUGUCAGAGAUAUUUCAAAGGGCCGCUCUCGUUGGAAAACCACAAAAAGAAUUUUCACUCUAAGGCUGCAUAAGUACGUGGUUUUUAAGCAUAUUUAUAACUGUAUUAUAGCUGUAAGCUGUAGCAUAUAAGUGAGAGACUAAAAUCUUAACUAGUCGCUAAUUAAAAUGACUCAAUAUAAAACUUGUAUAUCAUAGUCGAUCAAAUUAGAUGCAGAGUGAAUAAAUCUUGGGUAAGGAACAUUGUAUA